AUGACCAGGCCGGGUGAGCAAAGAAGCGACUCCGAGGAUCGCCAGCAACAAGCCGUUCACCAUGCUAAAAUCCCGGUGCAGACGACCUUCGGCAAGCCGUCCAAGACUCCGGAAGCUAACACCUUCCUAUAUCCGUCGGGCCUCCCAAGCCACCCGGACGAAGCCGAAAAACCUGGGAAACACACUGGAACCGAGGGUCCCGGAGCAGUUCGAAGCUGCGGCCGCGCGGCAACGCAGGGGAGAGCUGCCACCAGACCUGCAGAACAAAAGAUGCUUCAUCGAUGCCGCGCACACAAGCUACGCUUCGCCACGUUCAAUCUUGCACAAAGCGGAGCGGGCGGGACCGACAAAAUCAACUCCAACGGAUACCGGCUCAACGAGAUCAUGGAUGCGGUCGGGCUGAUAAACUUCGAAGUCGUCGGCCUAGCUGAGACGCACACCAUGAAGUCCCAGCAGUACACGUGGCCGAAAGGGAAGCUCGCAGGCGCUGAAAUCCUACUCGUGAGCAGUGAUGCGGGGCAGAACAACAGCACCAUCGGCGGCGUGGGCUUCAUCGUACACAGCAGCAUCGCCUGCAGAGUCCACUCGGUCAACUUCCCUUCUAGUCGCAUCGGAAUACUGAAGCUGAAAGCGCCCGGCCAGCGAGUGCCGAUCAAGAUCGUGCAGGUGUACGCCCCGCACAGCGGAUACGCGGACGAAGACCACGACCAGUUCUACCUGGACCUGCAAGCUGCGUUGGCGGAACCGUCGUGCAGGACAAUCGUCAUGGGCGACUUCAACGCGCGAACCGGCACUGGCGAGUUCGGCGAGCAGUACGUGGGGAAAUUCAGUGCGGAGGAGCGAAAUGAGGCCGGACAGCGCAUGGUCACCUUUGCAGAAGCAAAUAAGCUGUACGUGACGAACACCUUCUACCAGAAGCCCAGAAAGAAGCGAUGGACCUGGCAGUCAGCAGACGGCGUUACGCGCUCAGAGCUCGACUACAUCCUCUGCGAUAACAAAAACUGCGUGCUAAACGUCGAGACGCUAGCGAGAUUCGAAGCCCGAAGCGACCACAAAAUCGUCCGAGCCACGCUGAACCUUGACCUGCCAAAGGUGAAGCGAGACAAAGCGCUGGCGGCAAAAAGAAAGCUACCGACAACGAUAUCGGACAGAUUACUGCAGAGGAAAAUCGCCGACGCUGACUGGAAAACGGAAUCCUGCCAACGCGUCAACGAGCAUUACAAGGCCCUGGAGAAUACGCUCCUCGAGUGCGUAAAGGAGUCGAAAGUCAAGCGGGCGGCAUGCCGGGAGCCAAGAAUAACGGAAGAAACUCGAGCGCUGAUGAGACGGUUGAAACAGCUGAAGCAGGACUCGAGUGAUCCGGACGCGUGCCGCAGACUGAGCCACCUCGUCAGAGAGCGCCUUGUGCAAGACUACAACGACUACCGAAACCGGAGGCUAGUCGAGACGGCUGAAGCCCGGCAAAGCCUGAAGAACUGCCGGAGAAACCUAGCGCAAACCAGGCAGAUUGCAGGAGCACUGCGCGACGAGGAAGGCGAGUUGCAGACAGAGCGAGAGGCCAUCGAAGAAGUGUGUCGCCGCUUCUAA
Messenger RNA from Aphelenchus avenae, 1587 nucleotides. NCBI's taxonomy places the organism in Eukaryota, Metazoa, Nematoda, Chromadorea, Rhabditida, Aphelenchidae. The record is from the annotation of a GenBank genome assembly.